AGUCGCGGAUUUAAUCAGCUCGCAUUUCACAGCGACCAACCUGCGGGAGCAGUCGCAUCCGUGUGGCCUGGGAGGAUGCUGAAGCCGCUGAACUUCCUGCUGAUCCCCUUGCUGCUGGCCGGAGCAGCGGACAAGGACAGUCCUGAGAAAGGGGGCAGCAAGGACAAUUACCUGGAGGAUGGGCAGUGGCUGUCCGGGGUCUCCCAGUACAGCCAGCAGAUCAAAGACUGGAAUCGCUUCAGAGACGAAGUGGAGGAUGACUACAUCCGAAACUGGGAUCAGAAGACUUUUGAUGAAGCACUGGAUCCCACCAAGGACCCCUGUCAAAAGGUGAAGUGCAGCCGACACAAAGUGUGUAUCUCCCAGGGCCAGCUGAAGGCCAUGUGCAUCAGUCGCAAGAAAUUACAGCACAGAAUCAAGCAGUCUUCCCUGGGGCACGUGGACAACACUUGCAAGCCAUGCCAAGCAGAUCAGGUGGAACCUGUGUGUGGCUCAGAUGGUCACACCUACUCAUCGCAGUGUAAGCUGGAGCUACAGGUCUGUCUGACUGGGAAACAGCUCAACCAGCAGUGUGAAGGCAAAUGUCCAUGUCCAACAGAACGCACUCCGACCUCUGACCCUGCAAGCAAGUCAGCUGACUGCACCGGCCAGGAUUUGGCAGAUCUCGGCGAUCGACUCAGGGACUGGUUCCAGUUGCUGCGUGAAAAUGCGAAACAGAACAGUUCAGGGAGACCUGGGAGCAGUGCAUCCAGUGUGUUGGAUAAGAAUAUGGUGGCCAGCUGCAGGGAUUCGGUCGGUUGGAUGUUUUCCAAGCUGGAUACGGAUGUGGACCUGUUCCUGGAUGAGGCAGAGCUUGCAGCCAUUAAUCUGGACAAAUAUGAAGUCUGUGUGAGACCCUUCUUCAACUCCUGCGACACGUACAGAGACGGACAUGUUUCCAUGGCUGAAUGGUGCUUCUGCUUCUGGAGGGAAAAGCCCCCCUGCCUGGCUGAGCUCGAGAAGAUCCAACUGCAAGAGGCGGUGCGGAAAGUGCCUGGCACCUUCAUUCCUAGUUGCGAUGAGGAUGGUUACUACAGGAAGCUGCAAUGUGAUACUUACUCUGGCGAGUGUUGGUGUGUUGACCAGCAAGGCAGUGAGGUGACAGGAACCCGGGUUAAAGGGAACCCUGACUGUGAGGAUGUGAUCAGUUUCUCCGGUGAUUUUGGCAGCGGAGUCGGCUGGGAGGAUGAGGAAGAGAAAGAGACUGAAGAGACUCCGGAAGAAACAGAGGAGGAAGAGGGUGAAGCUGGGGAGACGGAUGAUGGAGGCUACAUUUGGUAACACCGCAACAGCUGUCUGAUAAACACUGCUAACCAUUUGGCACAUGUUUUCCACCCUUCAUGAACAACUUUCACUCCUUCUGGUUAACUCAUCCUCUGUCCUACAGUGUACACUACCAGUUCCUGAUGACCACCUUGGCACCAGUGAGUGACACUGCUCGCUGCUUCAUUGCAUAUUAUUUUAUCACGCUUGACACUAAGGGGCACAGAAUGUUACCACCAAUGAAUGGCUAGACUCCCCAGUGAUAGUGCUGACCAGGACAAAUGUACAAUUUACAAUUUUAAAAAUCCAGAUUGUAUCACAAACAAUACAGAGAGGGGGAGGGGUGUGAGGGACUCAUUACUGUAGGCAAAGGUUGAAUAUCAAUAUCAUGAAAUAGAGAGGGAUGUGACAGCUGCUUCAUUUUAAAGUAAUGUUUGUGAAAGAUAUCGUGUACAACGUCAGCAUCUCUCACCCAUUGUCCCGUUACCCACUGACCCGUCACUCACUGCCUCCUCACCUACUGCCUCCUCACCUACUGCCUCCUCACCUACUGCCUCCUCACCUACUGCUCCCUCAUGCACCUCACACUCACCCGCCACUAUUCCUCCACUUAUCACACCUUCACCCACUGCCCCCUCACCCAUUGACCCCUCACCCAUUGCCCUGUCACCCACUGACCCUUCACCCACUGACCCUUCACUCACUGCCUCCUCACCUACUGCCCCCUCAUGCACCUCACACUCACCCAACCACAAUUCCCCCACUUACCACACCCUCACCCACUGACCCCUCACCCAUUGACCCCUCACCCAUUGUACCAUCACUCACUAUGCCCUUGCCCAUCGUUCACUGCACAUUGCUCCUUCACACACCACACCUGGCCCUCCCACUGUCACAUCCUGCAUGGUCUUACAAUGUCAACUCCUCAGCCAGUGCCCUUUGGAUAGUGCCCACCAGAAUGUGCCAGUAAUGUUUCUGCAAGUUUGCUUCAUUUGAAACUCAGAAAGCCCAUUCCAAAGUGGGAGAUAAAUCUGUGUGUGUGUGUAUGUGUGUGUGUGUUCAUAUGGUAGAGGGUACAGGAGCAGGAGACCAAGAAUAUUUUUGAAUGUGUUUCUCCAGCACCUCCACUGACUCAGAUACCAGAUCGGGGGAGA
Messenger RNA from Chiloscyllium plagiosum (whitespotted bambooshark), 2456 nucleotides. The record is from RefSeq and is a predicted model, not a curated record. Lineage: Eukaryota; Metazoa; Chordata; Chondrichthyes; Orectolobiformes; Hemiscylliidae.